This is a messenger RNA of Auxenochlorella protothecoides, 207 nucleotides long. RefSeq lists its product as hypothetical. Bases 1 to 207 code for a protein of 68 amino acids. The transcript has a single exon. The record is from RefSeq and is a predicted model, not a curated record. NCBI's taxonomy places the organism in Eukaryota, Viridiplantae, Chlorophyta, Trebouxiophyceae, Chlorellales, Chlorellaceae.
AUGGGGCUGUCCAUGGCAGCCAUCCGUGUGAGCACCUUGGAGAUCCUGGAGUCUCGCUCCACGAAGAUUCUCUUGGCCGUGGAGUGCCUCAAGAUGGGCCAGAAGGCAUGCACGGCCGACAGCAAUGGAAUUUUUGGCCCUGGCAAUAGGGGCAAGAACAACUUUGGCACGAAGAACGUUGGGAAUGAUAAUGUCGGUGAGCUCUGA